AAGAUCCGUUAUGGCAGACACUGACGGAGUCAACAAGAAACAUGUUUCGCAAAAGCACCCGUUACUGGCAAAAUCUCUGAUAGAUUCCUCUGAACCAGAACCAACUUCGAGGGUGUUAGUUAUCUAUACUGGUGGAACUAUUGGGAUGAAAACAAAUGACAGCGGAGUGUAUGAACCAAAAGAAGACUUUCUUGUCAAUAAGCUGAGGACACUCCCAAUGUUCCAUGACAAUGCCUAUGCUGAUGAAAAUUUAGGAGAAGAUGAAGGAGAUUUUCUCAUCAUGCCUCAUGGACUGAUGUAUGGAGAAAUGGAGGACCUAAAUAGUCACCAGAGAGGGAGAAGAGUGAUGUACAGAAUAUUGGAAUAUAAACCACUACUGGACUCUAGCAACAUGAUGAUGACCGACUGGGGGAAGAUUGCCUCAGACAUUCAUGAACAUUAUGACUGUUAUGAUGGAUUUGUUGUGCUACAUGGGACUGAUACAAUGGCAUACACAGCCUCAGCUUUGUCUUUCAUGUGUGAGAACCUUGGCAAGCCUAUCAUACUUACAGGAUCUCAGAUUCCCAUUUUUGAAGUCAGAAGUGAUGGAAGGGACAACUUUUUAUCUUCCCUUAUAUUUGCUGGAUUGUACACUAUACCAGAGGUUUUGGUGUGUUUUGACAACAAGAUCCUGCGAGGAAAUAGAACAAUAAAAAAUGAUGCGGGAAGCUUUGCAGCAUUUAUAUCUCCAAAUCUGCCGCCUAUAGCCACAUUAGAGAUUCAUAUUCAAGUGGAUUGGUCUGCAGUGUUCAGAAGUACAGGGACAGAGAAGUUUCGAGUCCACACCAACAUGUGUCAGAACGUCGGACUGCUGCGAAUGUUUCCCGGCAUUACAACUCAAACUGUCCGUGCAUUCCUUCAGCCCCCAAUGCAAGGAGUUGUCUUACAGACAUAUGGAGCAGGAAAUGCCCCUGACAAUAGACCUGACUUACUCUCAGUCCUAAAAGAGGCCUCCAACAUAGGUGUAAUAAUCCUUAAUAUAACUCAGUGCACCAAGGGUUGUGUGAUGACUUCAUAUGCUACAGGAAAGGCUUUAGAGGAUGCUGGUGUUAUUUGUGGGGGAGACAUGACCCCCGAGGCUGCAUUGACCAAACUGAGUUAUGUCCUGAGUAAAGAGACAUGGACACUAGAUAAAAAACGUAAAUUUGUAAAGAGGAAUCUCCGUGGGGAAUUGACAGUUGUAGCCAAAGAGAACAUCACUAUUCUGGACUUUGAGUUAAUUGAGAGUGUGGCCCGGGCACUAAGUGUCAGUAGUACUGAGGAAGUGAAGAAAUUGAGGGAUGCAUUAUAUCCCAGCUUGAUGUGUGCAGCUGCCCAAACUGGUGAUAAUCAGGCUCUUGAAAAAUUACGGGAGUUGGGAGGUAACUUGUCCUCGCACAAUCAAGAUGGUAGAACAGCCUUGCAUGUAGCCAGUCGAGAAGGUCAUGUGAGUACUGUUCAGUACUUGCUGCAUCAGGGAGCCUCUGUACAUCUAAAAGACUCCAAUGGUUUCACUCCUCUUCAUGACGCCAUAAUGAGAAAGCACAUCAGUAUUAUUAGACUGCUGGUAAAAACAGGAGCCAUAUUGACUUUGAAGCCUAUAGCUCUAGCCAUGGAGCUUUGCUGUGCUGCUGCAUCAGAGGAUAUAGAAACACUGCAGGCUUAUCGAACUGCGGGGGCAAACUUAAACGAAUGUGACUAUGACAAAAGGACCCCACUCCAUGUUGCUGUAGAUACUGGAUGCGAGCGUUCCGUGCACUUUCUGUUAGAUAAUGGAGCUAGCUGGAGUUUGGAGGACAUAUUUGGAAACACAGCUAUUGACUGUGCCAAGAAAAGGAAUUUUACAGAAAUCAUUGAACUUAUUGAAGCAAAACAACGAGAACUCUCUGUUAAUGAAAAUGGGACACAAUAACAACAGGAGACUGUUUCCUCAUUGUUACUUCUUUCCUAUUGACCAGUAUAAUGUUUUUACAUGACUUUUAAGUGCUAAUUCAUACAUGUAUUAGAAUAUGCAGUGGUUGUGCAUUGAAAAUUCCCAUCAAAAAGUCCAUUUGAAUGUGUGUCAGGGUAUGUGUAAUUAUGUCAGUAAUAUAUUGUAUGCAAGGAAUUGACAUCGAAUUGAAACUUUUAUCUUUCAUUAAUUCAUUAUAUUUAUUUCCAUUAACCGGUAUAUUUUGCAGUUUGUUUAUAUCUUCAAAAGAUGUCCAUUUUAUUUGUGUUUUUAUUUGAUGAGUAUAGUGCUUUUUGCAAUUCUUUUUAAGAGACGGAGGCUUAAUCUCAUAGUAACCUGUGCCAAUUAACCUUUUAUUUAGUAGUUUGUAUUUACAUUUAUUUCAUUACUCAG
Saccostrea echinata is the source of this 2362-nucleotide messenger RNA. RefSeq names its product L-asparaginase-like. Gene Ontology annotation, molecular function: asparaginase activity; protein binding. Gene Ontology annotation, biological process: amino acid metabolic process. The record is from RefSeq and is a predicted model, not a curated record. NCBI's taxonomy places the organism in Eukaryota, Metazoa, Mollusca, Bivalvia, Ostreida, Ostreidae. The transcript has 15 exons. Bases 11 to 1930 code for a protein of 639 amino acids.